Scedosporium apiospermum is the source of this 1788-nucleotide messenger RNA. RefSeq lists its product as uncharacterized. Gene Ontology annotation, molecular function: heme binding; monooxygenase activity; oxidoreductase activity, acting on paired donors, with incorporation or reduction of molecular oxygen. NCBI's taxonomy places the organism in Eukaryota, Fungi, Ascomycota, Sordariomycetes, Microascales, Microascaceae. The transcript has 3 exons. The coding region runs from base 1 to 1788 and encodes 595 amino acids. The record is from RefSeq and is a predicted model, not a curated record.
AUGUUGAAGCAAAUAGACCUCCUCCUAACACAUCCGUACGUCUUAACUCUCCAAGAAAAGAUCGCCGAUGUGAGUGCCGCAAAUGUCGCCCUCGCAACCCUGGCGUUCGGCGCCGCCGUCGUCGCCAUCGACUAUGGGCACAUGCUGUACUUGAGGUCGAAGAUGCCCCCCGGCCCGUUUCCUCUUCCAAUCGUCGGUAAUACACUUUCGCUUCCGCAGAACAAACCAUGGCUUUUGUUCGAGGAGCUUUCCAAGAAGUACAAAACGCCCGUCAUUACAUUUUGGGUCGGCCGAAACCCAACAGUCUGGAUCAACGAUGCCUGGAGCGCACAGGAAAUUCUCGAAAAGAAGGCCCAGAUCUACUCAUCACGCCCACACAUGGUCGUCUUCGGUGAACUCGGCGACGGACAAUACAGCCUAGUGACCAUGAAAACGCAGAACCAGCAGGAUCGUGAGAGAUGGCGCGGACACCGUAAGUUGAUGCACAUGGCAGUGGGCAUCCAGACGGUGAGGAAAUAUCGCCAGGACCAGAAUAACGAGAGCAAAAUCAUCGCGCUCGACUUCCUCCGUGAGCCGAAGGAGUACGUUAAACACUUGGAGCGAUAUGCCACGAGUGUCGUAUCAAUCAUUGGCUUUGGACGCCGGGUGGCCAGUUACAAUGAUCCUAUCAUCACCGAGGUCAUCGCCCUGAUGCAACUAGCAGCUGAUCUCAAUGUGCCUGGGAAGAGCUUCCCUAUGCUGAUGGAGACGUUUCCGAUUCUUGCGAAAUUCCCUCGGUGGAUGCCUUGGAUGAGAGGCCUCGGUUCUCGCGGCAGCGGUGACGGAGAUUACUUCUACUACACCCUGAACGAGGAGGCUGUUGAGCAGUACGCCGCUAAAUCCCCAGCUGCGCAAGCAUCCAGGUCGACACCCUUCGCUCAGACCUUGUUCGAUGAGAAAGAAAAGUACAACCUCACGCGGAGGGAGAUAUCUAGUCUCACAUCGAACUUGUUCGGCGCUGGUGCCGAUACAUCCUCGAGCACUCUCGUCACAUUCAUGCUUGCGUGCUGCGUCUUCCGCGAACCCAUGUUAAAGGCCCAGGCCGAAUUGGAUGCCGUCAUUGGUCCUUCCCGCUCGCCUCACUGGGAUGACUCUCCAAACCUCCCCUACGUAAACGCCUUUGUGAAAGAAGUAUUCCGCUGGCGCAGCGUAGCCAUUAUCGGCGGGCAGCCCCAUGCUCCGACUCAGGACGAUACGUACAAGGGCUGGCUCAUCCCCGCUGGAACAUGGGUGCAGGGCAACGUUUGGGCCAUCCACCGCAACGAACGCGAAUUCCCCGACCCCGACAGGUUUAUGCCCGAGCGGUUCCUCGAGGGCAACGAGUACAAGAGGCCCUUCCCCAACGACAAGGGUUACAUGACUUUCGGAUGGGGCCGUCGCGUCUGCAGCGGCCAAGCGCUAGCCGAGCAGGGAACCUGGGUUAGCGUUGCGCGGUUGCUUUGGGCCUUUGAUAUCCGGAAGAAGAGGGAUCCCCGGACAGGCAAGGAGAUUGACCUCGACAUCUUUGCGUUCACGAACGGGUUGAAUAUUCGGCCGCAGCCGUUCGAGUGCGACAUUAUACCGAGGACCGAGGAGAUCAAGGAGACGAUAAUUAGGGAGGGUGAGGAGGCGCUGCGCGAGUUGUCCGUGUUAAAUGGCGAGAGCCAGUAUAGGCUGAGUACGUAUUACCAGACGAUGAAGGCUAAGGGCGGCACAGAGCCUGUGAUUGACGAGAAGGGGGAGCUGAAAAUGGUCAAGGUGAAGGGGUAA